Chlamydomonas reinhardtii is the source of this 3593-nucleotide messenger RNA. RefSeq lists its product as uncharacterized. The transcript is spliced from 2 exons. The coding region runs from base 578 to 1114 and encodes 178 amino acids. The record is from RefSeq and is a predicted model, not a curated record. Lineage: Eukaryota; Viridiplantae; Chlorophyta; Chlorophyceae; Chlamydomonadales; Chlamydomonadaceae.
GUUCAUUUACCUUUAUUCAACGUUGCAAACGAAGCAGUGGGCUGUAGAAGAAGCAGCUGGUGAUUUGAAGCGGCCAGCCUGCGAGUUUUUGACGGUCGCCAUGACUUAACUAGAUGAGCUUGGCGCUUUAGCUGCAAUGCCUCGUCGAUAGGGCCCCUUGGGCUCCCUGGACUCCGCUGAAGUUUUGUUUUGCAAAACAAACACUGAGACCCUACCCGUGUUUAUGUGGUUCUAAAUGUGGUGGACAUCUUGUUGGAGACCGGGACGCAGCUCGACCAAGUACACGCGAGGCCCGGCACAGCAGAAAGAGCCUUCCAGUCCUUCCGGUCAGCCCACUGGCCAAACAAAGGUCACAGAUGGCAGCUUUCCAGGUAGCUCAAGUGAUGUCCGGUCAAGUGGGGCGAGCAGAGAGGCGGAACAGGCGAACCCCCUGCAGAAUGCCCGGCCCGGGCCUUCAAAACAGAACUCGCUAAGGAAGGCAUUGGUCAGGCAACAGACUGCGGGCGAUGCCCAGCCGGCUCCGGGUUCCGGCGAGGCGGAGGUGCCGCGCGGGAGUGGAAACAGCGCCGGGAGUCAUAUGGCAAAACUGGCUGGCAACUGGCCGCGCUCGGCGCCAUCGCAGCAGCAGCAGCAGCAGCAAGCUCCUGUGUCGCCGGCGCGUCCUGCGGCCGCUGCAGCAGCGAUCGCCGCGGCAGGGGGCGUCCGGCAGGCGCAAGCAAGCCCAAAUGCAGCGGGGAAUCAGCGGCUCCCGACGCUGGCUGCGUCCCCAACAGAACAACGCGGCCUGCCCAUGGGGCGGCCCAGCCUGAACGACAUCCAACGUGAAAUCGAGCGCAUGGAGGCGCAGCUCCUUCAAGGCCGACCCGGGCCCGGUAGCGCCGGCCGGCCGGCAUCCCGGCGGCAGCUGAGUGCGUUGAGCAAUAGCACGCCGUCAGCACCUCGGAGUUACGACCUGCACAUAUCGCCGGGGCAGAACCAGAUGUCACCGUCGCUGCAGCAGAUCCAGGCGGCCAGCAACCCGGGCCCAGCGCCGGCGUCAGGGCCGGCACAGAUGGUCUCGAGCGCCGGGGGGCGAGAUCUGAGAAAGCAGCAAAGCAUGGGGCUCGGUGCCUGAUGCCCGCCUCUGCUGUGGCCACAGCCACAGCUUGGACACAGGCAGGGUGCGCAGAAGUUGCACCUUUCGAGUGCAUGCCGGAACAGGCGCUUGCGUGUCGCUGGCACUUCGCCGCCUGCAUUGGUGCAGUUGCCCGGGCUGUCGUUGUUUGAAGUAACGCGUGUUUGCAUGUGUGCGUCGUUAUUUCCAAUGCCAUAUGGAGCAGUUGACAAGUGACAUGUGGUGGCUUGUAGGUUAGUAACGCUUGCCAGGACUAAUGCUUAACUUGAAUGCGCAGGACGCGCACAGUCCGUGCAUCCGAAAGCGCACUUUGCGCUGUGUUGAGGUCCUUUGUCCAGAGUGCUCGUGCCAGCACACCUCACGGAGGUGUCAUGUGCCCUACAUACCACGGACUGAGUUACAGGCAUGCUCAUGGUGGGGGUGGCGUGGGGCUAAUGGCCAUGGUGAUUUGGGGCCUGCAGCAUGUCACUGUGCAACAAAUGAAGGUUGUGGUUUAAGCUUUCUGGUGCCAAAGAGUAUCAGGGCUGGUGCGGCAUGGGUGCGUAGAACUGCAUACUGCUUUGUGGCGCGUGCGAACUGCUAGGGGGUGCGGUGCCGGGGCGAGGGAUUGUAGUGCACUAGUGCGGCGUAGUCCGGGAGCAAGGAGUCCGCAUGCCUGGACGUCAGGCGGCCACAGCCCGCUUCUUAGUUGAGUGCCUCUUCCUGGUCGCCACGCUGCUGCACCUCUUGUUUGUAUUGGCAUCUAAUACCGGCUUGCACUGACGAGCACUAUGUGGGUGGCUCGGGUGCCUUUGGGCGAGUUAUGCCACUCUGGUUCGAACGGUAAUGAGGUUGGCGAACGGUUGAGUCCAACGCCCUACAAAAUGCGUUGAGUGUGUGUUGGGCAUUUGCAGUUGUGGGGCCAGGUGCCGAGGGUGCGAGUGCUUAGCCAACGUCCAAGGGUUCGCUCGCCAGGAAAGACUCCGGCUUCAGGCUCGACGGCCCUGGUUGCCGGAAGGCACCUGCGUUCACGUGGCCGCUGGAGUGAGCAGACACCCGGCUGGCGGUGACUGUCCAAACCGACACCGGCUAUGCCUGUGAGAUGAGGCCAACUCGGAAGCCUUCGGCUGAGGCAAGGAACGCGAUGUGGUGUCGGCUCAGCCCACUUCUCCUUGAAGAGCUUGUUACGAGGUUUGUCGGACGCUUUUUGCUAACCAGGAACACGGGCUCGGUCGCGGUUGUGUCGUGAUCGGGGCGAUGUGUACUGCGUGCUGUGGGGGGUGAGCGCAGCUUGGCCAGUAGGCGCCCCUUGCAGACGCUGCGGAUUGCGGCAUGGGCAUACAGGGCCGAAUGCACAUGCGGUGAUAUGAAAGGCAGAUGAAUGGUAUACGUUAUUUACUGCGGUAUGGCAACAUGGCUUGGCAUUGAACGAUUCCAAAGAAGGGCACUGGAGUACGAGCAGCAUUCCUGCGGCAUCGGUGGUGCGGCGACGUGAGACAGCAGCGCCAGUUCUGGCUACUGGUUGCAAGCGGAUUGCCGGACGAAUGAAAGUAGGUCGUGCGUACCGUAUUGGUGUCGGCAGGAAAGCCAAGUUGUGAUCUGGCUCCUGCCGGAUCCUGAUACUGCUGGUGGCAAACAUUCAUGGAAUGGACAUUCCCGUACAUGCGCCUAAGGGCUGACGCGACGGCGAGGAGAGACGUUGCAGGAGUACGUUACCGUUGCUGUGUAUGGGGGCACCGUAUUUUGACGAUGUUUGACAAUGCGAAACCAAGAAAAGCAAGAGCACAUUUAGCGCCGCCACUACACUGAUUUGCUGGCGAGGGUGGGCUGUAACUGACCUGCAUGCGCGGGGUCACCAUGUGUCCUGGCGGGACUCUGAUGAAUGCGACAGGGGGCGGUCCAACCAACACAGACGCGCCGCACCCAUGCCAUGAGGGAUGCUUCUUUCAGGCCUGAGGCCCCUUUGUUGUCCCGACCCUGCUCAGGAAUCGUCGUCUGCAGCACACACAGCGGGGUGGGCAGGCUGCCCGUCCAUGCACGGGACCAUGAUGGCGGGCCCUGCGGUACUGUCAGUCUGUCACCAUCCAAUGUGCGAAGAAAUGCGGCGAACGCUGAGCGCGGCCGAUGAGAGCUGCUGGAGGAUCGCCGUAACCCUACAAUCAUUCCUUGCACAGUGUGAGUUUCCUGGUUUCCGUUAUAAGGGCCCGCAGGCCCCAGGACAGGCCCGUACUUACGGGGACGACGAGUGUGGUGGGAACGAAUGCGUACGUAGACCAGAGCGGACGGCGGAGUGGGCUUGCAGGUGGCACGAGAGUAGGCAGUCAGUAGCGCAAGUUGCGAAUUCACAUGUUACCUCGUAACCGACGGUAAACGCUGUGGACGGUCGCGCCCAUGGCUGGCUGACAGAAAGCGGCUGCUGUAUUGGGAUGGCUGGGCUGGACGACGGCGGCCGGGCGUUGCUUGGGACUACCAGAAAGGAUGCGCCCGAAACCAACCUGGA